Penicillium bovifimosum is the source of this 975-nucleotide messenger RNA. RefSeq lists its product as uncharacterized. The transcript has 2 exons. The record is from RefSeq and is a predicted model, not a curated record. NCBI's taxonomy places the organism in Eukaryota, Fungi, Ascomycota, Eurotiomycetes, Eurotiales, Aspergillaceae. Gene Ontology annotation, cellular component: mitochondrion. Bases 1 to 975 code for a protein of 324 amino acids.
AUGACCCAGAAGGUCCAGGACCAGGCUCUGCCAUUCGGUAUUCACUACACCAAGAGUCGGAUGGCAGAGCUGCUGGCAGCCGAUGUAGUGAUUGCUGCAGGUUCAGCAUCAUUGAUCACGCCAGCCGUCAUGAUCUUCGACAGACUCGUCGUCGAGAAAUCAUUCUACAACCAACCACUCUUCCCAGCAUUCCGCCGCCACCUCUGGCUCUCCAUCACACAACCACAUACUUUCUUAACAUCCCGACCAAGUCUCCUCGUCUGGUCCCUCUACACGGCAACCUUUGCAACGGCCAAUGCCUCGGAAACCAUCUUGAGCAAAUGGUACCCACACAUCGACCACGCCAUCGCAGGCAUGACCACCUUCGCUUCCACAUUCAUCGUCAAUUCCUCCGUGGGAAUCUGGAAAGACGUGAAAUUCGCCCAACUCUUCGGCCACAGCAAUACCUCUACACCAGCACCACCUCCCCCAACCACCGCAACCACAGCUACCACCAACACCACCAACGCCAACACCAACACAACUACAACCACAACAGACACAACAAAUAAACCCACCAAAACAGCCCGCUCCUUCGGCCGCACCCGAAUCCCAGUAUCAACCUACUCCGCCUUCCUCAUCCGCGACGCACUCACAAUCUUCGGCUCCUUCAGCCUCCCCGCCAUGGUCUCCGCCUCAAUCCCAGACUCGAUCGCCUCCCAAGAAUACAGCAAGAUCCUGAUCGCCCAACUGGCCAUCCCAGCCUCAAUCCAGCUAAUCAGUACCCCGAUCCACCUCCUCGGCUUGGACCUGUACAACAGGCCGCAGGUGAUGACUUCCAAAGACCGCAUCAGCCGUGUCAGUCGCGACUGGAUUGGCGCGUCGCUGCUACGUAUGUGCAGGAUUAUUCCUGCCUUUGGGAUUGGCGGGUUUGUCAAUACGGAGGGGCGGAACUAUCUGCAUGAGGGGCUUGAUGGAAGACGGAAGGGGUCUUGA